CCACACCGUAUACUGGACAAAAACAAACCUCAUAAUUUCACUCCAAAAAAUCGCUACCAUCAAUUCAGGUAUGCUUUAAUUUCUUUUUUGCGAGCGAGAAUUGUUGAACUGUUUGAAUACUGAAUCAAAGCUACUAGGUGCAGUUCUCUUUUUGUUUAUCUUGUAUGCAACUACGGUGGAAAAAUCUUCCAUGAGAGUCUAUAGCAUGUUUUCUUUUUCUUUAACUGGAUUUUGCAUUCUGGGUUUUCUUUAUUGCUGCUGAACUAUCUGGAAAAAUGCAAGUUUUUAGUAUGUGGCCGUCGAAAGGCGGCUUAUGCACAGUGCCCCAGAUGGACUUUGAACUGGGUUCUAGUUGUUUUCCAAGCACAAGAAGAAGACGGAGAAAAAGAUGGGGUCUUGUUGAUACUGUUUUUCAAAGUACAACUUCUGGUAUUUUAAUGGUUCAUAGCAAUUCCAGGUAUUCUAGAAAUGGAACUGGUGUGAGCUCAAAAUUUGAUGUGAAAAGUGGGUUUUUCUCCAAGUAUACUGACCUAAAAUUUGUUCUCUUUAGUGAGCCAAAUAAAGGUCAUUUUGGGUCAUCUGUUACUGUGGCUUGGGCAUUGGAGCAACGACAAAUCGGGAGUGAGUGUCGUGGAGGAAAUCCGAGUUUAGAUGAUGGGUUUUCAGGGAAGAAUGAGAGUAAUGAUGCUGAUUCUCAUAAUUUAGAUAGAGUAGAAGACAGUGAUAACAAUAGUAACCUAGGAGAAAUUAGAGUUUUAGAUUAUGGAAAUGGGGAAGAAGUUGAGGAAGAGAAGAAUAGAAGGAUUGAUGUUCAAGCACUAGCUUGGAGCUUGCACUCUGCUAAGACGGCAGAUGAUGUUGAAGAGGUUCUCAAGGACAAGGGUGAAUUGCCUCUUCGAGUUUACUCAUCCAUGAUUAAGGGUUUUGGCUGGGACAAGAAAAUGAACUCUGCAUUUGCUCUUGUCCAGUGGCUCAAGAGAAAGAAGGAAAUGGGCAGUAAGAUUGGUCCAAACCUUUUCAUAUAUAACAGUUUAUUGAGUGCCGUGAAACAGACUGAACAAUAUGAAGAAACAGAGAAAAUCUUGAAUGACAUGAAUCAGGAUGGAAUUUUUCCUAAUGUGGUAACUUAUAACACUUUGAUGGCUAUUUAUGUUGGGCAAGGAGAAGCUAUUAAGGCCCUUGAUAUUCUUGAGGAGAUGCAUAAGAAGGGUUUUACUCCAUCUGCUGCAUCCUAUUCCACUGCUUUGCUGGCUUAUCGCAGCAUGGAAGAUGGUUUUGGUGCUCUGACAUUUUUUAUGGAUAUAAAAGAAAAGCAUCUGAAAGGUGAGAUGGGAAAAGAUUCUGAUGAAGAUUGGGAAAGGGAGUUUGUGAAGCUUGGAAACUUUAUAAUUCGUAUCUGCUACCAAGUAAUGCGGAGGUGGCUUGUGAGGCAUGAUAACUUAUGUACUGAUGUCUUAAAACUUCUAACAGAUAUGGACAAGGCUGGGCUCCACCCUGGUCGGGCUGAGUAUGAGCGUCUCGUGUGGGCUUGUACCCGUGAAGAUCAUUACGUUGUUGCUAAAGAAUUAUACAGUAGGAUCAGAGAAAGGUAUCCUGAAAUAAGCCUAUCAGUCUGCAACCAUCUGAUUUGGUUGAUGGGAAAGGCUAAGAAGUGGUGGGCAGCCUUGGAGAUUUAUGAGGAUUUGUUGGACAAGGGCCCAAAACCAAAUAACAUGUCAUAUGAAUUAAUUGUCUCUCAUUUUAACGUCUUGCUUAAUGCAGCUAGGAAACGAGGAAUUUGGAGAUGGGGUGUUAGGCUGUUAAACAAGAUGGAAGACAAGGGCCUUAAGCCAGGAAGUAGAGAAUGGAAUGCAGUUCUCGUUGCCUGUUCCAAGGCUUCAGAAACUACUGCUGCCGUGCAGAUAUUUAGGAGAAUGAUUGAACAAGGUGAAAAGCCUACAAUUGUUUCCUAUGGUGCAUUACUUAGUGCCCUUGAAAAAGGUAAACUCUACGACGAGGCUGUCCGUGUGUGGGAGCAUAUGCUUAAGGUGGGUGUGAAGCCCAACUUGUAUGCCUACACUAUUAUGGCUUCAGUUUUUGCUGGACAAGGAAAGUUUAGAUAUGUUGAUGCCAUCAUUCAUGAGAUGGUCUCAUCUGGCAUUGAGCCAACAAUUGUUACGUACAAUGCAAUAAUUAGUGGGUGCACGCAGAAUAGUCUGAGCAGUGCAGCAUACGAGUGGUUUCAUCGUAUGAAAGUCUCAAGCAUUCAACCAAACAAGAUUACAUACGAAAUGCUGAUCGAGGCUCUUGCUAAGGACGGUAAACCUAGGCUUGCAUACGAGUUGCAUUUGAGAGCUCAAAAUGAGGGCCUCGACCUGUCUGCGAAGGUUUACGAUGCAGUUGUACAAUCUUCUCAGGCCUAUGGAGCUACUAUUGAUAUAAAUUCUUUAGGACCUCGACCGACUGACAAAAAGAAAAGAGUGCAGAUCAGGAAAACUUUGACUGAAUUCUGUAAUUUUGCUGACGUUCCUAGGAGAAGCAAACCAUUCGACCAAAAAGAGAUUUAUCCUGCAGAAGUAGAAGGAAACAAAUAAUUUAUAUGAGUAUGAACUCUGUACCAUACUAUAAUCUUUUGUAUCUUUGUACAUUAGAUUUGGAGGCAAUUGCAAAUGCAGCUCGAGUUCUAGGUUGUUCAGUUGUUGAAACAAGAUAAUGUGUUUUCUCAUAUAUAAAACUAUAUAAACUUGAUUACUAGCUGAGUUGCUUGAGUAUAUAGUAGCAAAGAUUCUUUCCUCUA
Molecule: messenger RNA, 2776 nt
Organism: Manihot esculenta (cassava)
Lineage: Eukaryota; Viridiplantae; Streptophyta; Magnoliopsida; Malpighiales; Euphorbiaceae
Product: protein LOW PHOTOSYNTHETIC EFFICIENCY 1, chloroplastic
Exons: 1
Coding region: 276-2573 (765 amino acids)
Molecular function (GO): protein binding
Source: RefSeq, a predicted model, not a curated record